CAUCCAUCCCUCCCUCCCUCCCUCCAAGCGCAGCGGAAGCCGGGAUGGAGACGGCACUCCGGCGAAGGCGGCGGCGGCGAGGGAUCCAUCAUGGGAUCCACUCCUAGCACGAGAGGGGGAGCCAGCCGUCGGCAGAGACCCCCCUCUCUUUCGGAGGGGGGCGCCCUUUUCCCGGGGCUGCCCCGGAGGAGGGAAGCGAUCUCCACCUUGGAGUCACCCUAAACAGAAGAGGAGGAGAUACCCAGGUUUUUUUUUAUUUUCCCUUUUUUGGGGGGAACCGCUGGCGGGUCUCGAACCCGCCGCCGCCGCCCCGUCGGAUUGCCAGCCGCGCCGUCCGGCCGAGGAGCGACGGGAUCCGCAGCGCAUCUUCGCCGGGACGCCUUGACCUGAGAGGGCGUGGAAGGAGAGGAGGGGGAGAGAGAGAGAGAGGAGGGGCGCCCCCUCGCCCCCCAAAACACCCCUCGCCCCCUUAGUCCUGCUCGCCUCCGGAUGGGGCAGGCAUGGCCGCCUUAGCCAGCUCCUUGAUCCGGCAGAAACGGGAGAUCCGCGACCCGGUGGCGAGCCGGCCCGUCUCCACGCAGAGGAAGGUUUGCCCUCGAGGGACCAAGUCUUUAUGCCAGAAGCAACUGCUCAUUUUAAUCUCCAAAGUCAGACUGUGCGGGGGGAGAAAGGGGCGGCUGGAGAAAACGCCCGAGCCGCAGCUGAAAGGCAUCGUCACCAAACUCUUCUGCAGGCACGGCUAUUAUCUCCAGGUCCACCCCGACGGCAGUAUUGACGGCACCAGAGAGGACACCAACGGCUUCACCCUCUUCAACCUGAUCCCGGUGGGACUACGCGUGGUCGCUAUCCAGAGCACCAAAUCGGGGCAGUACGUCGCCAUGAACGCUGAGGGCUACCUCUAUACCUCUACUCACUUCACCGCCGAGUGCCGUUUCAAGGAGUGCGUCUUUGAGAACUAUUACGUCAUGUAUUCCUCCACGCUCUACCGCCAGAGGGAGUCUGGGCGGUCGUGGUACCUGGGCAUCAACAAAGACGGGCAGGUGAUGAAGGGAAACCGAGUCAAGAAGACCAAAGCCGCCGCCCACUUCCUGCCCAAACUGCUGGAAGUGGCCUUGUAUCGAGAGCCUUCCUUACACAACGUGGUCGAGCCAGGCUUGGCAAAGAAGGCAGAGGAGGCCGCCGCCGCCGCGCCCGUCAAAGAGAUCUCCAAGGCGGAAGCCACGUAGCCCCGAGGAAUGGGGGGGUGCCCCUUCUCCUUCGCCCCCCACUUCCCCCGUGCAAGCCGCCUGCACACACAAACCCCCCACACACCUCCGAGACGGCUGCCGGCUGAGAAACACCUUCCCAAACACACCUUCACGGAUCUUCCAUCUUCUCUCAGGAUGUGUUUCCCCUUCUCUCUCGCUGUCUUCCGCCUCCGCGGGACUUUGGACCGGGACAGGAUCCGGCCGGGAAAGGAGGAGGUCCGUCGUCGGCCGCCAACUUGGACGAGGGGGAAAAAAAUAAGUCUUCCGUUUUGCGCUUACAGGUGCAAUACGGCCUCCGGCCACACGGGGGCGACAUUGCAACGCCGGGAUUUUUCUUCUUCUUCCAAACUGUGACAAAUCCACUGUGUAUGGGGCUUCCGGCUUCCCUAUUGCAGAAGUUGUUGCGUCUCGUCAGGGAUAAAAGCGGCGUUUUUUGCAACCCAACCGAUCCAUAACAGUCUUCCAAAACGGCGAGACGAGGGCGUCUUCGCCAAGGCCGACGGCACAACUUCAGGGAGAAGGAUUGCAGGAAGUGUUUUUAAAAGAAGCGUGUCGACGUUCUUCUAACAGCCAAUGGAAA
Messenger RNA from Podarcis raffonei (Aeolian wall lizard), 1827 nucleotides. RefSeq names its product fibroblast growth factor 11 (gene FGF11). Gene Ontology annotation, cellular component: cytoplasm. The record is from RefSeq and is a predicted model, not a curated record. The transcript has 5 exons. Gene Ontology annotation, biological process: cell differentiation; positive regulation of cell population proliferation; positive regulation of protein phosphorylation. Bases 501 to 1226 code for a protein of 241 amino acids. NCBI's taxonomy places the organism in Eukaryota, Metazoa, Chordata, Lepidosauria, Squamata, Lacertidae. Gene Ontology annotation, molecular function: fibroblast growth factor receptor binding; growth factor activity.